Molecule: messenger RNA, 1941 nt
Organism: Meriones unguiculatus (Mongolian gerbil)
Lineage: Eukaryota; Metazoa; Chordata; Mammalia; Rodentia; Muridae
Gene: Ptges2
Product: prostaglandin E synthase 2
Exons: 7
Coding region: 411-1538 (375 amino acids)
Cellular component (GO): mitochondrion
Molecular function (GO): prostaglandin-E synthase activity
Source: RefSeq, a predicted model, not a curated record
AAAAGUCUACGGUUCGUGUCCUAGCGGGAGGGUGCAAUGGUGCGGGAGGGCGGAAAGACUCGGAGAUGUUGAGGCCGUCCCCUGGGAGGCCGCCUCGCACGUCCUCCGGGGAGUGCGUGGUUCGGGAGACAGGCGUCUUCCCUGACGCUCUCUGGAACGGAUGCGCGGCGUGAAAGCGACAGAGCACGAAUCACAGGUCGCCAUUACAACCCCCCAGAGACAGCGGCGUCAGACCGCUUCCAAAGCCCUUGGGGUGCGCGUCUGCAGUCCCCUCAAGGCCUCUGGUCCUGCUUGGCGUCAUCGCUCCCCUAGGCAACACGCCGGCGCCCGGAGUCGGGUCCCUUUAAGGCGUCCUAGCGCCUUAGCCUUCUUGGUUUCGUGCGCCCUCCCGCAGCGCCGGCGGAGCGACCAUGGCCCAGGCGGCGCGCGUUGCUUUGGUGCUUGGCUCGAGCCGGUGUGCCCUGGUGGAGGGGCUGGGCACACGACCCUGGCCGCCACUCUCGGCCCAGAGUCGGGCCGUCUUCACCAGGGCGGUGGCCGGAGGCGGCGGUGUCGCGGUCCGCAAGGGGACCCCGCGCUUGCUGGGGGCGGCGGCGCUGGCCCUGGGCGGCGCGCUGGGGCUGUACCACACCGUGCGGUGGCACCUGCGUUCCCAGGAUCUCCGCGCCGAGCGCCCAGCUGCCCAGCUGUCCCUGUCCAGCCACCUGCAGCUGACCCUCUACCAGUACAAGACAUGUCCUUUCUGCAGCAAAGUCCGUGCCUUCCUCGACUUCCACUCCCUACCCUAUAAGGUAGUGGAGGUGAAUCCUGUCAGAAGGGCUGAGAUCAAAUUCUCCUCCUACAGGAAGGUGCCCAUCCUGGUGGCCCAGGAAGGAGACCGCUUGCAACAGCUGAAUGACUCCUCCGUCAUCAUCAGUGCCCUCAAGACUUACCUGGUUUCAGGGCAGCCCCUGGAAGAGAUCAUCACCUAUUACCCACCCAUGAAGGCCACCAAUGACCAGGGCAAGGAGGUGACUGAGUUCUGCAACAAGUACUGGCUCAUGCUGGAUGAGAAGGAGGCCCAGCAGAUGUAUGGCGGGAAGGAAGCCAGGACGGAGGAGAUGAAGUGGCGGCAGUGGGCAGAUGACUGGCUGGUGCACCUCAUCUCCCCCAAUGUGUACCGAACACCUGCUGAGGCCUUGGCUUCCUUCGACUACAUUGUCCGUGAGGGCAGGUUCGGGGCUGUGGAGGCCACAAUGGCCAAGUAUGUGGGUGCAGCGGCCAUGUACAUCAUCAGCAAGCGCCUCAAAAGCAGGCACCACCUGCAGGAUGACGUACGUGCAGACCUCUAUGAGGCAGCCAACAAGUGGGUAACAGCCGUGGGCAAAGACCGGCCAUUCAUGGGGGGUCAGGAGCCUAACCUUGCUGACCUGGCGGUGUAUGGCGUGCUGCGAGUGAUGGAGGGUCUGGAAGCCUUCACCGACCUUAUGCAACACUCACGCAUCCAGCCCUGGUACCUGCGGAUGGAACGGGCCAUUGGAGAAGCCCGCUCAAUGUAGUGUGUCCCCCCUUGCUACAGAGACUAGUUUCUAGGGGGUCAAGACCUCUGGACUAGCCCCCUGGCUACGCUGGUAGGGGGCAGAGUCAUUUCAUCUCUGGUCCAGUGGCCCCUCAGCUCUCUUUCUAAUGGUGGACAUUUCUAGGGCCCUUGAUGCUGGGGAUGAGGCCCAAGCUCACAGCAGUUCUGGCGUCACAAAGGACUCCCCUCUAACCCUAGCCGGGGGCCUGAUCUUUUCAACUCUGGCUCCUUGUGGGAUCAGAUUGGCUCCUGCCCUGGACAAGGGUAGGAAGUCUGUGACAGGGAAAGCCCAGUCCCCAUGUCUCCCGGUUCCAGCUCUUCCCAGGUGCCCCUGGGACUAUUGUAUUUGCAAUAAAGGAGAAGCCUGCUGCUCCCCUCUGGCA